AUGGCUAUGAAGAUUUUUUUGGUCGCUUUCUUUCAGCUGAUGACAAUUCUCUUUCGUGUGCACGGCAGGAACUACAGUCUAUCACACGGCUGGGAAGUAACGAACAACAAUCAGCUUCUGGAAUUGCAAGGAUCACAGGCCAAUGCCAGUUAUCGGCUGCUCCGAGCAGGUGACAGUCCUCUCAUGAGCCAGAGCGGAAGAUUUGGCUUGUCUUUCUUUCGAUUCCACAACUCGGCCGAGUUCUACUUUGCUUUGGUUCUUGGCUCCAGCAACAACACGAACUCUGGCGUCUGCGUCUGGGCUGCAAACCGGGACAGUCCUGUGACAGAAAAUGCUACCGUUCGUGUGACCGGUCAGGGAGCUCUGGAAGUUGCCGAUUGGGAUGGGAAGGUUGUAUGGAGUUCUCCUGGUGGAGUUUCUGAGAUGGAGCUUCGAGACACUGGGAACUUUGUCCUCUACAACUCCACGGGUGGGAUCUCCUGGCAGAGCUUCGACCAUCCUACAGAUAUCCUUUUAGAAGGACAAGUUAUGGUAACUAAGCAGAGACUUAUCAGCAGCGCCAAUUCAUCAAGUCUUGCUAGCGGGAACAUAAAGAUGGAAGUUGAGCCGAGCGCCAUCGACGAGCAACCCUUCCCAGCUCUGCAGCGCUCCUCUCACAGCAGUACUCGGGAACAGCAGCGAUGA
Messenger RNA from Selaginella moellendorffii, 684 nucleotides. RefSeq names its product EP1-like glycoprotein 2. NCBI's taxonomy places the organism in Eukaryota, Viridiplantae, Streptophyta, Lycopodiopsida, Selaginellales, Selaginellaceae. The transcript has 2 exons. The record is from RefSeq and is a predicted model, not a curated record. The coding region runs from base 1 to 684 and encodes 227 amino acids.